UGCGCGGCCAGUCGCCGUCCGCCCGUGCCGUCAGCAGCAGCCGCCCGCCGCCGACCUCUGCCUCCCGCCGCCGGCCAGGGCGCGGCUCCGUCUGGUGCGUGUGUGCGCGUGUAUGUGACUGACGGCGAGCUCUGUGGACAGCGGCGGCCGCGGCGACCAGCUCCGCGGUUUUUCUCUCCCCGGCGGCCCACUUCCGCCGCGACCGCCGACGUCUCUGUCACGUGACUCCUGCCCGGUCACCUCCUCUUGGACCUCCGGCCUUCCUCUCUGUCCCCAACCCUUCCCUGUCUCUGAUAUUGCACCUAUCGUAAACAUCCUUCAGUUGAACCGCUUUGACAGGCUAGGGAGACGCACCCUACCUUACCCAGUCUGCUGACCCGGUGCUGCUCACGGCAUAUCACCGUGACGUCACUCUGUGACCCUCCUCCUCCGUCCUCUGCCACCAUCCCCUCCCGCCGCUGUUCCCCGCCCCUCUCCCCACCUGCUCCCGCCGUCCCCCUCCCGUGCCCCUCCCGUCUACCAGCCGGGCGGCAUGUCUUCCCUGGGUGGCAGCUCGUCUCAACAGGAGCCCGUCUGUGUGGAGAGCCAGCGGACCACUUUCCGGCCCGGCAGUCUGUCGGGCAGUGCCGGCGACCUGUCUCGCUCCGGGGUGCAGGUGACGGCCCGUGUCCUCUUCGGCCCGGUGGUGUCCAUCUCCAAACUCAACACUUCAUCCAACAAGACCAAGACGCCGCCGAGCAAGUGAGGGCGCUGCUAGUGGCCUGCGCGUGCUGGCUGCAGCUGCGGCCGGCCAGCGGCCAGUGGGGGGCCGCCGAUCUGGCCGGCCGGCAGAGGGGCACCCCCGGCACCCGCGAGCUCAGCACGCUGAUCUCGCUGGCCGAGCUCGGACUGAACCACACCCAGUACCUGUACGACGUGCUGGAGCCCGACAUUUACCGCACCGGUCUGUCCCUGUCUCCGGACGAGCCCGGCUCGUACCUGGCCGCCUUCAACCGACAGCGGCCCCGCGCCAAGCACCUCGCCAAGUAUGGCUACGCCAGUCUGCACGCCAGCCGCCUCAUAUCGAAAAGGUACCAGCUGGCCCGCCAACACAUGGUCCAGCUGCAGGAGGUCUCUGUGCGCGGCACGGACCUCUACGACGGCUGUCCGACCAAGUCGCCCGAGCCCGACCAGACCGAGCCCUGUCCGCCGCUCUCUGUCUACUUCAGGACGGCGGACGGCAGCUGUAACAAUGCCAACAGCAGGUAUCUCGGAGCCGCCAUGACACCGUUCGCCCGCUUCCUGCCACCCAGAUACAACGAUGGAGUGCAGACGGCGCGCCGAUCGGUGAACGGCGGCACUCCACUGCCGUCGGCCAGGGACGUCAGUCUGACGGUGCACCGCGAUGUGAACCUCACCUCCACGCGCAUCACCAUGAUGGUGAUGCAGUGGGGGCAGUUUCUGGACCACGACCUCACCUCCUCUGCGCAGGCGCGCGGUUUCAACGGCUCUGUGCCGCGCUGCUGCCUGGAUGGCCGAGAGCUGCCCGUGGACGAACGCCACCCGGACUGCAUGCCCAUCAACAUCCCCACCUACGACCCGUUCUACUCGCGCUUCAACCAGACCUGCAUGGAGUUCGUCAGGUCGUCGCCGGCCCCUCGGCCCGACUGCACCCUCGGUCCCCGGGACCAGAUCAACCAGAUCACCUCGUAUCUGGACGCCAGCAACGUGUACGGCUCCUCUGACGAGGAGAUGACCCAGCUGCGGCUCUUCAACGGAGGUAUGCUGCGCUACACCCAUCUGCGUUACCGGAAGCCGCUGCUGCCGCCGGGCGGCGCCGAUGUGCACUCCGAGUGCAGGAUGACCAACGACAACCUCUACUGCUUCACGGCCGGCGACGACCGCGUCAACGAGCAGCCAGGUCUGACGUCAAUGCACACGCUGUGGCUGCGCGAGCACAACCGGGUGGCGCGCGAGCUGGCGCGCUUCAACCCCGGCUGGGGCGACGACCGGCUCUUCCACGAGUCCAGGAAGGUGGUUGGUGCUAUGAUGCAGGUCAUCACCUACAACGAGUGGCUGCCCGUCGUCCUCGGCCGCUCAGUCAUCAAGAUAUUCGACGUGACGCUGCAAAAGUACGGCUACUUUUACGGCUACAACAGCUCGGUGAACCCGAGCAUCGCCAACUCGUUCGGGGCGGCCGCGUUCCGGUUCGGCCACUCGCUGGUCAACUCCAAACUCAGCCGCUGCGACAAGUUCGGCAACCACAUGAACCUCGACAUCUCGCUGCACAAGGAGCUGAUGAAUCCUGCUCAGCUGCACAACAUCGGCAGCGUGGACCGACUGAUGUUCGGGCUGCUCUACCAGCCGGCGCAGCGGCGCGACGUCUUCAUAAGCCGCGAGCUCACCAACCGACUCUUCCAGACCAACCAGCCGUUCGGCAUGGACCUGGCAUCGAUUAACAUCCAGCGGGGGCGGGACCACGGACUCCCGCCGUACAACACCUGGAGACGCGAGUGCGGCCUGCGCCGCUUCACCAACUGGGCCCAGCUGCUCAAAGUCAUGGACGACGACAGCGUCGGCAGGCUCCGUGUGGCCUACAAACAUCUGGAUGACAUCGACCUGUUCGCCGGAGGCCUGGCCGAGCGGCCCGUCAAGGGCGGCCUCGUGGGGCCCACAUUCUCCUGCAUCAUCGGUCAGCAGUUCCUCAACCUCAAGGUGGGCGACCGGUUCUGGUUCGAGAACGGCGGCAUGAAGUCGUCCUUCACACCCUCCCAGCUGCACCAGCUGCGGAAGACGACGCUGGCGCGCGUGCUGUGCGACAACCUGGACGACAUCGACGUGGUGCGGCCGCUGGUCAUGCGGACCGGGUUCGUCAGCGAGAGGAACCGCCCGGUGUCGUGUCAGCUGAUCCGCCGGGUGAGCCUGAGACCGUGGGCCGAGAACCAGGAGCCGCCGCCGCGGCCGUCCCCGUCCCCUCCGCCGCCACCGGCCGAGCCGGCCCUCUCCCGACCGGCCGAGGCCUUCCAGUUCACCCCCAAGAACCGCGUGCGCCUCAACAUCACGGCGCUGGGCCAGCAGCAGAUUGCGGAGCUCGCAGAGAUACACAGCUCGCUCAGCAACCGGCGGCCGUCGCCCCAGUACCUGCUGGAAGACGAGCUGGAGGCCGCCCAGGAGCCGGCCGAGAACUACCUGGAGGAGCUGCCGGCGCCGCUGCCGGCCUCCAUCGCCUACACGGGACGGCCGCUGUACGACCUGCUCGACCUGGGUGACCUGCUGGCGCGCCGGCCGGUGCGCCGGCGCCGGGCGGCGGGCGCCACACCGCCGGCCGCCUGAGGGCGCGGCUCGGCCCGGUCAGCCCGGUCAGCCCGGCACUGGCAGCCUGUCCGGUACAGUCUGCCGGGGACUGACAGCCGACAGUGGCACUGACAGUGGUACUGAUCCGACCCGACUGACGACAGCACCGAUCGGGGAGGGACGGGAGGGGACAGUUACUGAACUCCCGACCGCUCCACACGGGAAGGGACGGGAGGGGACUGACAGUGACCGCUGCACGUCCGGCCGCACCAUCUGCGACAGUAGAGGCCCUGGGGAGUAGCUCCGGUGACACAGCCACUGAACUGACCGGACACACGACUGCCCCACACGGGCGUUUUAUAGUCAGCCCCCGACUGGCUUUCCAUUCGUAGAUUUACUGACUACGGCUGUCUUUUUGUUGUUAUAUGUGUAAGUUGUUAUUUUGUUUUGUUACAUAUUUUGUUGAGUUUUACUGAUCAAGAGUCAGUAUUCAGUAAGUGAACCCGAGCAUAGGUUCGGAAUCUAUUAUUUAUCAGUGAACCCUAAACAGUUAACGUACCGGACCACGGCAACCCCGCUGCGACGCCCUAUUUUUGCAAUAAGUUGAGUUGUGAGACGUUUUCGUGAAAAGAGUCUUCAAGGCAGGUUCACCUUGAUCCGUGACCAUAUCGAUACAUGAUCUCGCCAAUACGUGACUUGGACGCUACAAUUACGCUCCCACCCAAAUCUGUACUGUGACGUGUGGUGCGUGGCGUGACAACUUCGUGACAUGAUGUGACAAUUUGGUGACAUAUCGUGAUGAGACGUACCUAUCCUGUGAGACUGGUGCACACGAGCCUUUGGUAACGAACCCACCGUACCACGAGCUAACUGGGGCGUCUGAUCAGUCAUGUGUGAACGACAAACCCUCCAGUCGAUGUUACCGAGCUCCUCUUGGAGACGAAAACCUGAGCUUUCACACCCAAACCCCGCUAAAGGACCGUGAUGUUACCUACUUGCCGCAGAAAUCAGGCACCAAGCUGGAAGUAUUGGUUGUCCAGUGGCAUGAUUUCAAUGUUUGUAAAUAUUCGCCGAAUGUUUCGGCUUAACAAAAGACAAGGUCAUAAUGUGAUAAGCCUCAAAUGACCCGUUACCAAUUCGAAUUAUAGUUGAACAUAUCGAUUAAUUUAAGAGGGUUCCUAACGCUUUUGGAAAGUUGUACCAGCAUGCCCUUUUUCUUCCUGUAGUUUAAUUGUUGCAUGCAAAUAAGUUGUGCAAGGAGCACAUGAAAAAUUCUUUGCAAGGAUUAGGCAUACCAUUACCCGAUGAGUCCUUUAUCAAAGACUAUAUUUUGUGACCGGGAAUAGUCACAUUUUUAGCUUAAAACAGCAUGGCAGUAUGGCUACGAUUCGAGCUUCCCUUUGUGACCGAUAAAGCCAUGUUUGGACAUUGGACGCUGACAAUUUUGCUAUCGAUUGCGUUGAUCGGACAGACGAACCAGACAUGACCAAUGUGCUUAACGGACUUGGUAAUCCGAUAUUUGACGGAGCAAUCUCGACUUGUGUCCUUGACGAGCCUACUGCCGGACGUGACUUUGACUAAGGUGUUUCCUAGAAAUCCGCUUGUGAACUACGUUUGAUUGUCAGUAAACUAAUUAGUGCUGUUGAAUGACAAUAGACUGACCGGACAAUUGUACUUGUGUGACUGCAAUACUGACUUGUACGACCGACAACCUGUGACUCCAUACUGCAGACCACAGACUGACUGUGUAUGACCUGUGUGCCUAUGUGGACAAUGGACAUACAAUGGACUUCUGACACCG
This is a messenger RNA of Amphibalanus amphitrite, 5074 nucleotides long. RefSeq names its product peroxidase-like. Gene Ontology annotation, molecular function: heme binding; peroxidase activity. The transcript is spliced from 17 exons. Bases 1093 to 3312 code for a protein of 739 amino acids. The record is from RefSeq and is a predicted model, not a curated record. Gene Ontology annotation, biological process: response to oxidative stress. NCBI's taxonomy places the organism in Eukaryota, Metazoa, Arthropoda, Thecostraca, Balanomorpha, Balanidae.